AGAUUUCAAGCAGAAUGAAUACAAUUUCCUGGAGUAGCCUUGUACUCCUUGUCGUGGCCUCGUUGGGCUCUCUUGAGGAGGUUAACUCAGACCGAGCUUGCCGCUCGAUCUCCUCUCCUCUUCGUCUCAGAGGAGGAUUCCGCGGAGACGACAACCAAUAUGAUCAGGGUUACGGAAGAGACUACGGUGAUCGGGGCGGGUACCGUGGAAGAGCACGCGGAAGAGGACGUGGAAGGGGAGCCCCACGUGGGCCCCCUGAUGGUCCUAUCGACCCCCUCAAACUGUUUGUGAGCGGGCUGUCCUGGGAAGUGGACGACCAGCAGCUGAUGGAGGCGUUCCAGGAGUUCGGGAACUGUGAGGCUAAGGUGAUGGUGGACAGAUACUCUGGGAGGUCCCGAGGGUUCGGGUUUGUGACCUUCAGUGAGGAACACAGUGCGGCGAAGGCCAUAGAAGAGAUGAACGGAAGGGAAUUGCUGGGCAGACAGAUCACAGUCACACACGCGCGGCAGAAGAUCUACGAGCAGAAUAGCCAAUCCUUCGACGGACAAGGCGGCCAAGGGAACGCCGAUGGACUGGCAGGAGAGGAAGAGCCCAUGGAGAACGAAGAGUCUUGAGUCGCUUCAGCAGCAGCAGCAGCAGCAGCAGCAGCAAGUGAAUAGGAAUGUGUUAUUCUGAAGAGCAGGAAGAAGAGGAAGCGAUCGAGGUUCGGACGCGCGAGGGGUGCACAAUCAUUUUUCCACUUAAGGUUCACAUCAAAGAAUAAUCAAACUCC
Messenger RNA from Guillardia theta CCMP2712, 772 nucleotides. RefSeq names its product RNA recognition motif 1 (gene sRRM1). Bases 15 to 614 code for a protein of 199 amino acids. The transcript is spliced from 4 exons. The record is from RefSeq and is a predicted model, not a curated record. Lineage: Eukaryota; Cryptophyceae; Pyrenomonadales; Geminigeraceae. Gene Ontology annotation, molecular function: RNA binding.